Messenger RNA from Fimicolochytrium jonesii, 378 nucleotides. RefSeq lists its product as uncharacterized. Lineage: Eukaryota; Fungi; Chytridiomycota; Chytridiomycetes; Spizellomycetales; Powellomycetaceae. The record is from RefSeq and is a predicted model, not a curated record. Bases 1 to 378 code for a protein of 125 amino acids. The transcript is spliced from 4 exons.
AUGUGCGCCGGUCUGGAAAUCAUUCUCUGGGACAUCCUUGUCCUCAUCGCCAUCGUCCUCAUUGUGAUCUGGAUCUUGGGCUUCUUCCACGUUGUCACCAUUGCGAGCGCACCACUGAUACACGUCUUCAUCAUCGUCGGUGUUCUUUUCCUGAUCACCUGGGUCUUCCCAUCAGCUUCGUCGCUAGCGACAAUCAUCCCUGUGGUUCGUGCACACCGCAAAAACAUUCGAGACUCCUCCAUAGUACUCAGCAAACCGUGGCCCCUGGACGCUAUCUACCUCAUCCUCCCACGUCCUUCCCCCUUUAUCUGGAUGCCAUAUUUUUGUUUUGGCGUAGCCAGUAGAAAGGAGUCGAAGGCCGCUAUCAGGAAGACUUAG